Molecule: messenger RNA, 3878 nt
Organism: Candoia aspera
Lineage: Eukaryota; Metazoa; Chordata; Lepidosauria; Squamata; Candoiidae
Gene: APOBR
Product: apolipoprotein B receptor
Exons: 8
Coding region: 479-2731 (750 amino acids)
Source: RefSeq, a predicted model, not a curated record
GAGAAACACUGCUCAACACGUUCUCUUUGUUUCAAGGUCAGAAGUAAAGCCUCUCUUCAGUAUGGGCUUCGACUACUUCACAAUAAAACAAUUCAUUAAUUAAUCAUCAGGUUUGACUCUAAUCACUGAUAGUUUGCUACUAGUCCAUUCUUUGGAUUAAGAUAGAACAUGGUGUGUUCUAUUUUGGCCAAAGAUUAUCACCAGGUUUAUUCCAGCCAGUAUAAAUUAGGCUUGUCACUAAAUUUCAGAGGAAAAUAGAACGGGAAGAAAAGAAAUUGGUUCAACGCUCCACUUGUGGGAGAUUUUGAAGGAGGUUUAAAUGAUUUGAAUAAUUUGUGCAAAGCCAGAACAGACUAUGGCAAAGUACAAGGCGGAGGAAGAGAAGGAAGUGGUCAAAUACUUUAGCGACGUUACUUCCCUCUCUGAGGAGAAAGGGGAAGCCACUGUGUACCUUCUGUCCAGCUAACCCAGCAGCCCGAUGGAGCACCUUCGAUCAUUCUUGGGGAGCCUGCAACAGGCUUUGGAUUUUAUUUCCUCAUUCGCUACUUACCUCCUUGGAGAUGAACCUCAUCCAGGAGCAGAAGAGCCAGAAAGCGGAAGGGAGAUGAAGAAUUACCGAACCCACCAUGGCUCUGAAGUGGAAACAGCACACUCUGGGGACGUUUCUCCACGGGAACAUCUGAAGGUCACUGAAGGUCCUUUUACAGUGGAGAUAAACCCACUCAGUCAGGAGAUCCAGGGAACAUCAAAAACUGCAGUUACUGGUGAUCAGACAAUGGAGUCCAUUCUCAGAUCUUCCAAAUUUCCCAACAGAUGUGAGGGACAGGAAGAAUCUGAACAAAAGUUCUCAGUGUCUUCUGCAUCUCUCAGUGACACCCCUGGACUAGGGUCCAUGGCACCUAUGACUGGCAGCAUCCAGCAGACACGCUUGGAGGAGCCAACCAUGACUGGGAGACUCUAUCAAAGAAAGUCUGAAGAAUCCAGCUGGAAGGGGGUUGCACAGGAAGAUGUGACAGAGGAGGUGGCAGAUGCAAUAUGCAGUCAGUAUUGGAAGCCAGAUGCACUUUUGGCAGAAGGAAGAGAACUUGCGCAAAUGGAAGAGUCAGGAAAGCCAGGGAUGGGUCAGGAAACAGAGCAAGACAGAUCUGUAUUAGCUGAGGGGACUAAGCAAGGAGCACCAAGUUGGUCAGCGUUUGUAGGAGAACAAAAAAGAGGGCCUGAAGGGGCAGAUUGGACUAGGGAAAUUCCUCAAGGUGGCUUGGAAGAGAUGGUCAAGAUUAUGGGUAAUCAGCCAUUAGAGGCUGAGAAAGAACAGGAAGAAGCAGGGAUGGGUGAGGAAGAACAGGGAGAGAUCAAUACAGCAGUGCUAGACAGGGCAGAGGAUGAGGGAGAUCAGGUAGAUGGGCUUGAAAGAAAGACUAGGAAAAGCCAGACGUGGGAAGGAGAGGCAGAAAGAAUCACAGAAGACCAGGACAGAGAGGUGGAAAAUAUAUUGUGGAAUGAGGGAGUUCAAGAAAAGCUACUUGAUUGGGCACAAUGUAGAGCAGAAAAGCAGAGAGGACAAAAAGAUGCAACAUGGGCUGGAGGGGCUCAACAAGAUGGGUUGGAGGAGAUGGCCAGGAUGGCAAAGGACCCGCAGUUGGAGGUUGAGAAGGAACAGGAAGAAGAUACAAAAAUGGAUGGGAACCAGCAGAUAAAAACAGGUGUGACAGCAGAACCUGAAGGAGACCAGGUGAAGAUGCUAGAAGAGAAAGAAAAAGGUGACAGAAUCUGGAAUUUGGAAGAAUGGAUAGGAGGAACUGAAGAGGGGAAGGAGAGGAAGCUGGAUGAAAAGGAAAGAGGACUAGAGGGAGUCACAUGGACAGAGAAACUUCAGUGUGAUGCACUAAAUGUUAAAAUAGUGAAGACCCACCAGCUGGAAUCUGGGGAGGAACAGGGAGAAGGCAUAGAGAUGGCCACGGAACAGCAGGUAAAGAGAGAGAGAGCACCAGAGAAGGAGGGAGUUCAGCAACCACUCCUGGUCAAGGCAGAGAUGGAAGCAAGCCAGAAGGAGAUGUUAGCAGGGGAAGAAAAGGACAGAGAUUUUCACUGGGAGCCAAAAGAUGCUGUGAUUAUGACAGAACAGAAAGGGGAGGCACCAGAAUUGGAAGAGGGUGGGAAUGGUCAGCAGGGAGACUUCCCUGAGAAAGGAAAGACAGAAGAGAAUCUGCAGCAGGAAGUAGAGGAAUCUGUAAAAAAUGAGACACAGGCUACAGGGGAAAAACAAGAACAGCAAACUCUAGAAGAAUGGUGGGCAAGUGACCAGGAAGAGCAGCCUGAGAGAUUGGCAGAUACUAGUGGUAUUAGUGAAGAAAUGCUGGAAAUGGCUGAGGCUGCAGAGGGCCAGUCAAGUCAACUGGGAGAGACUACAAAGAACCUGGUGUACACAGCUUCUAUUGAUACAGACCUCCUGGCUGGGCCCAGAGCUUUUCCAGAUGACGUCACAAUGCUGGAUAGCAGUGUCCAAAAGGAACGGGUGUUGCUACGUCGUAAAAGCUCCAUUCGACGAGCACCCAGCUUGAAGAAAUCAAAACCAUCGACAGAAGCUCCAGCGCAAGAGACACAUAUAGCUGAAGAUGCUCCAUCUCUACUGGAAGUGCCAAGGAGACAAAACCUAAGAUUUUCUGGGUUUGCGCCUAUGCACCCUAAUAUGAUGGCUGAACUUCAGAUGCGUCUGCAAAAGCCAAAGUGAUCUGAGGUUCGAAGAGCUUUAUCAAGCAAUGAACCUGCAUGUUUUCUGCUCUAUCCUGGAUCAAAGCACCGUGGCCAAUAAUUUUGAAAGCAAUGAGGCACCUUCUCUAUUUUCUCUAAAAACUGAGUAAAUUAGAUGUCCAUUCUAGAUUUAAAUGGUUAGUGAGGAAACAAUGUGUACAACAUGAAUAGAAAAUCUGGGAAGUACUUGCAGGGAUGUCUCAACAGAUCUGGUAUCUUCAUCUUGUCACCUGAAACAGUAAACUCCAGCUUGGCUCUUUCAUUCUAAUCAUAUCAUACUUUGAAGAAAAAUAAUUAGAUGGAAAACCAUGCCAAAGAAAACCACCCAACAAUUUUGGAAGGUUAUCUUUAAAUUCCAUAUUAUGGUAUGGAGUCUAUCCCUACCACUCCAUCAAUUUAAUCUCAUUAUUUUACAAGAAUCCAAUGAAACUGAAACAUCUCUGAAGAGGUUACUGUACACACUGAAGCCAACAGGUGUGUGCUGGUAAGGACUGGGCUACAGUUACAGAGGAGAAUUGCCAGUGGAUGGGAGGUACUGUACUUAAUCUUUUCCCCAUCUGUCACCAUUUUCCUGUAUUGCCCCUUCCCCCACAAUCUUUCUCCUUACCCAGAUUAGGAUUUAGGCAGCAGAUUGAAAAGAUAACAAAUGUUUGAUUGAUCUACUUUUACUUCCAGGAGAAGAUAGAGAUGCUUGUAGGAUUUUCUCCCUGCAAGUUAUCAUCCAGAUAACUUGGCCUAAGCUCGAACGUAAUGGACUUCUGUGAAAACGGCUCCACCUGAGAUAACUAAAUAUCUUGGUUGGUCUUGCAAUCAUUUAUUUCUCCAGUGUGGAAAUGCUGUUCUUACGCCAAUGGCUACAGGAUCACUUUCUUGGACCCAGAUGAAGACAUUUUAAUAUUUUCAGGCUUGGAAAUGAUAGUUUUAUUUUUGCUGCACCUAUUUUAUUCAAGUUUAAUUGCUACUUUUAAUUUUGUUUUCACUAUAGGUUUUUUAUUUUUAAUGGGUUUAAGAAUAAGGUAAUGUUAUUAGUAUUUAAGCUAAGUUGUUUUGUUAUCUUUUAUUGUAUUGUCUUGCUAGCUUUGGCAGACAAGUGGCCUCAAACUCUUAAAUAAAUCAGUAAAAUGCAA